Messenger RNA from Carya illinoinensis, 738 nucleotides. RefSeq lists its product as uncharacterized. Lineage: Eukaryota; Viridiplantae; Streptophyta; Magnoliopsida; Fagales; Juglandaceae. The transcript has a single exon. The record is from RefSeq and is a predicted model, not a curated record. Bases 1 to 738 code for a protein of 245 amino acids.
AUGGAGGGGCUGGAAGGAAUGUGGGAGAACCUCAGGCUGACGGAGAAGGAGAGCUCUCUAAUUAAGCUUGGUGGAAUGGAGGAAAGGAUGCGAGAGAAGGGAGGGAAUAGCCUGGUUGGGAAGAUCUGGAUCGAUAGACAGAUUGGGAGAGAAUUUGUGGAAUCCACGAUGGGGAAGAUCUGGAGGGUGAGCAAGCCAGCAAGGUUCCAGGAGAUUGGGUCAAACAUGUUUAUCAUCACUUUCUUUACACACGCAGAUAUGGAUAGAGUGAUGGAUGGCCGGCCGUGGUUAUUUGAUAACCAUCUCUUCGCACUCAAACUGUUUGAUGGAUUGGCUCAAGCACAGUCUAUAGUUUUUGACACUGAAGUAUUCUGGAUCAGAAUGCUGAACCUACCAUUGGGAAGCAUGAAUGAAGAGUGUGGGAGGAUGAUUGGUAGUACGGUGGGCAAGGUUGUAGAGGUUGAUGUUCCUGAAGAUGGCAUUGGAUGGGGUAGCUCACUGAGAGUGCGAAUUGAGAUCCCAAUCCAGCAAGCUAUCACAAGAGGGCGCAUGGUUGCUGUGGAAGGUAAGAAGGUGUGGGUGAGUUUAAAAUAUGAAAAACUGCCUCGAUUGUGUUUUGAAUGUGGGCUUAUGGUUCAUGAUGGAUCUGGUUGUUGUAAGAUAGGAGGGGGAAGGGGAGAGGGGCCUCAUUUUGGGGCAUGGCUUCGGGCAGAAAAAACUACUAGGAGUGCUUUCUAG